Monodelphis domestica (gray short-tailed opossum) is the source of this 3411-nucleotide messenger RNA. RefSeq names its product tetraspanin 14 (gene TSPAN14). The record is from RefSeq and is a predicted model, not a curated record. Gene Ontology annotation, cellular component: plasma membrane. Lineage: Eukaryota; Metazoa; Chordata; Mammalia; Didelphimorphia; Didelphidae.
CCGCCCACUUUUCGGAUGCUUCGGGCACCCGGAUGGAUUGAGUGAGCCGAGCCCUCGCUACCUCCUCCUCCCGGCUUAACUUGCUCAAACUUCCUCAGCCGGGGCCAGAGCGCCGCCGCCGCCGCCCCCGCGGCUCCUGGCUUGGUAGAGAAGGGGUUUGGUGACUGAUCCACAAAGAUUUCGGGAGGCAGAAUUGCUGGAGAGAAGAGCUAAAGGGCUGAGUGGAAAGGCCCUGGUUUUCAGAAGAUGCAUUAUUACAGAUAUUCUAAUGCGGAAGUCAGCUGUUGGUAUAAGUAUCUACUUUUCAGCUACAACAUUGUCUUCUGGUUAGCUGGAGUGGUUUUUCUUGCUGUUGGACUCUGGGCAUGGAGUGAGAAGGGUGUGCUCUCAGACCUGACCAAAGUGACCCGUCUCCAUGGCGUGGAUCCUGUCGUGUUGGUCCUGAUUGUGGGAGUGGUGAUGUUCACACUGGGCUUUGCUGGUUGUGUGGGAGCCCUGAGGGAAAACAUCUGUCUCCUGAAGUUCUUCUGUGGGGCUAUUGUGCUGAUAUUUUUCCUGGAGCUGGCAGUAGCGAUGUUGGCCUUCCUGUUCCAAGACUGGGUGAGAGACAGGUUCAGGGAGUUCUUCGAGAUCAAUAUCAAGUCUUACCGAGAUGACAUCGAUCUGCAGAACCUCAUUGACUCCUUGCAGAAAGCUAACCAGUGCUGUGGGGCUUACGGCCCUGAAGACUGGGACCUCAAUGUUUACUUUAACUGCAGUGGAGAAAGUUAUAGCCGAGAGAAAUGUGGUGUCCCUUUUUCUUGCUGUGUACCAGAUCCUGCACAAAAAGUUGUGAACACACAGUGUGGAUAUGAUGUCAGGACUAUGACAAAGAACAAAUGGGACGAAUCAAUCUUUACCAAAGGCUGUAUCCCUGCUCUGGAGGGCUGGCUGCCUCGGAACAUUUACAUAGUGGCAGGGAUCUUCAUCGCCAUCUCCUUACUCCAGAUAUUUGGCAUCUUCCUGGCCAGGACCCUGAUUUCGGAUAUCGAGGCUGUGAAGGCUGGCCAUCACUUCUGAAGAUAAAAGCCCAACUCCAGCUGUGAAAGUGAAUCCAUUUCUUUGUCAUUAACUUUGCAUCAGGAUGGAAAGAAAAUUGACAAGCUGGCCUGAGAGUUCUGGGUUGCUGCCUCUCCACCACCCCGCUCCAAAUCAAGCCUUCCUUCAGACAUCAGUUGGAUAUUAACUCUAUUUCUGCUUCAUGCUGGUAGAGAAGGAAGAAGCCAAGCUCACAAGCCUUGGAGACCACCAGUGCUUCCUUUGUGUGGUGGUCAGGACCGGGGGGGAGGGUGGGUAUUGUGACCUAGGAGCCAAGAACCGACCUGUAAGUGGCAAAGAGUGAAAUGAAAUACCAGGGGAAGACUAAGAAACUUUGGGGCACAUUUAAGAGUCCACUCAGUGUCAGUGUUUGCAGAUAUCACUGUCUUAGAGCCUCGCUUUCUUGGCUCCCAGUUAUUAUAAUCUGAAUUCUUCCUUUGCUUCACCGGUGCUUACCUUGGUGGGAGAGAAAAUCUAGCAUUGGGAAGAUAAAAAUACAUAGAGAAUCUCUCUUCUGUCUCAAUAAUGCCCAUUGUGUAGAAGUUUAAUUGUUUCCUGGAUAUCUUGUCUUUCUAAAGGGAAGCCCAGGGAGUGAGAGAGACAGACAGACAGAAAGACAGACAGAGACAAGAGAGAGUGUGUUUACACAGAUGAAUUUAACUGGGUGCCAAGACAAUCAGAAUCAAAGAGAGCAUGGAACUUCAACUGUGCAGAAGUUGUAGAGACCCUGAGCCAAUGUAGAUACUUUAGUUACAAAGAACUUUCUUACCCUCCUGCACCCCUGAGAGAAGCCUCCAAAAGGCAGAACCUCCUUGAACGUUCUCCCUAAAGGCUUUUCUGAGGGCAGGAGCCAUCUUCUAUUCCAACAGCAUUAUGUUCCAAAGGCAUUUUGAGGGGGGAGGUCUGUGGGUUGGGUUUUCCUCUAAUAUCUGUCUCCUCAUUUUCUGAAAGUUUGUAAAUAGUUUUAUUUAUAGGGGUAAGCACAUUUUCUUAGAAAUACUUUGAUAGUUUUUUCUAGAGCUUCCCCUACCUACCCCAAAAAGCCUUGAUUCCAUGAAGACCCGAGUUCAGGUCCAGACUCUACACACAUAUUUGUUGUGUGGCCUUGUGGGUCACUUAAGCUCAGUGUUCUUAGCAUGUCUCCCAACACUAAGCUGGAGGGAAGGUGCUGACUUGUAGAGGUAGUGGGGAUUUCCUCACUUGUGAGUUUCUUCUCUACUCCUAUCCCUAUCAGCUGGGCAGCAUUAGUUGGAAUAAGGCCAUUUUUCUAAAACCCAUUUACCUUCUGAGUUAGAAUUGAUGCUAAGCAUUGGUUCUAAGGCAGAAGAAGAGUAACAACUGGGCAGUUGGGGUGACUUGCCUAGGGUCACACAGCUAGGAAAUGUCUGAGAUCGAUUUUGAACCCAGGAUCUCAUGUCUCCAGGCUCGUGCAUCUAUCUGCUGAGCCACCUAGCUGCCCUAAUGAGGCUAUUUUUAAAAGAGCUCACCUGUGAAUUCUUUUGACUGAUGAUGAUUCUGGGUAAUGUCUUCAGAACCAAGUUUUUCUUAGCUUCUUUUUUUCCCUUUACCACCCAGUACAUCCAAAGCUUCAGCCCCUUCUUUUCUUUGCUGUCAAGUGGAAGCAGUUUUUCCCUGUCUUCUAAGACUAGCUAAUAUUAAGGAAAACAAUUGACCAACAACUUCAUUGGGGAUUUAUGAAGCCAUUCAGUAUUCUUUCUUUUCUUGGUAAGUUCUACCUUGUGAGAGCCUUUAUUCUCUCUAUCUUCCCUAACCUCCUGCCCUUUUUUGGGGGUUCCCAACCAGGCAGGGUUCAAUGCUUGUAUUGUCUAGCUUUAUUGCAUUGUCUUACCUAAGUUCCAUAUUGCCCUUUUUUCAUUUCUGUGUGUUUAUUCCAUGAAAUCUGUUUCCCUUACUAAUUAAUACAUGCACACCCCUUUGUUCCCCGCAUUGACCCCCAGAGUUGGGGCAUAAUCAAUUUUGUGUUGGGCCAUUUACUAACAAACUGUCAUUCCUGCUUAUGAUGGUGCCCUACUUGUUGUUCAGGGAUUGCUAUGUUUAAUGUCCAUGCCUAUCAUGAUGUAAGUUCUAGCGUGGUAUAGACUGAUUUUUUUUUUUUUUAAGUUUUGUAUGUUUGUAGACUAGGGAAAGAAUGAUGCCUAUGAUUUUGGAAGUGUGAUGCCUUUCUUUGACUGCCAAAUCUGUUUUUUUUUGUUGUUGUUUUUGAAUUAUAUCUUUAUAUAAAUGUUGACUUUUUCUUAUUUCCCAAGUGGCAUUAAGUAUCACAGUAGUAAAUAAACAUGGCAACCCUGGGACUCGGGGGCUGUUUGGACCAGA